AUGAGUUUCCGGCGUGUGGUUCGGCAAAGCAAGUUCCGCCAUGUGUUUGGUCAGGCAGCAAAGGCCGACCAGGCCUAUGAGGACAUCCGGGUAUCCAAGGUCACAUGGGACAGCGCCUUCUGUGCAGUCAACCCCAAAUUUCUAGCCAUUAUUGUGGAGGCUGGAGGUGGAGGUGCCUUCAUUGUUCUGCCUCUGGCCAAGACAGGACGAGUGGAUAAGAACUACCCUCUGGUCACUGGGCACACUGGCCCUGUGCUGGACAUUGACUGGUGCCCUCACAAUGACAACGUCAUCGCCAGUGCCUCAGAUGACACCACUGUCAUGGUAUGGCAGAUUCCAGACUACACCCCUGUGCGAAACAUCACAGAACCUGUCAUCACACUAGAGGGCCACUCCAAGCGUGUGGGCAUCCUGUCUUGGCAUCCUACUGCCAGGAAUGUCCUGCUCAGCGCAGGUGGUGAUAAUGUGAUCAUCGUCUGGAAUGUGGGCACUGGGGAGGUACUGCUGAGCCUGGACGACAUACACCCUGACGUUAUCCACAGCGUGUGUUGGAACAGCAAUGGUAGCCUGCUAGCCACCACCUGCAAGGACAAGACCUUGCGCAUCAUUGACCCCCGGAAGAGUCAAGUGGUUGCGGAGCGAGCCCGGCCUCACGAGGGCGCCCGCCCGCUGCGGGCCGUCUUCACCGCAGACGGGAAGCUGCUCAGCACCGGCUUCAGCAGGAUGAGUGAGCGGCAACUCGCACUCUGGGACCCGAACAACUUCGAAGAGCCAGUGGCCCUGCAGGAGAUGGACACAAGCAACGGGGUGUUACUACCAUUCUACGAUCCUGACUCCAGCAUCGUCUACUUGUGUGGCAAGGGCGACAGUAGCAUUCGGUACUUUGAAAUUACGGAAGAACCACCUUUUGUGCAUUAUCUGAACACAUUUAGCAGCAAAGAACCGCAACGGGGCAUGGGUUUCAUGCCCAAGCGGGGACUGGAUGUCAGCAAAUGUGAAAUUGCCAGGUUCUACAAGCUGCACGAACGAAAGUGUGAACCCAUCGUCAUGACUGUACCACGAAAGUCAGACCUGUUCCAGGAUGACCUAUACCCGGACACGCCUGGCCCCGAGCCAGCCCUAGAAGCUGAUGAGUGGCUAUCGGGUCAGGAUGCAGACCCUGUGCUCAUUUCGCUGAAGGAAGGCUACGUUCCCCCCAAACACCGUGAGCUCCGGGUCACCAAACGCAACAUCCUAGACGUGCGUCCGCCAGCCAGUCCUCGGCGCAGCCAGUCAGCCAUCACCCUUACUCCAUCCCCUGCCUCCUGCUCUCUGCCAUGGUCUCGUCUGUCUUCCACAUGUCAGCAGCAGCACACCCUGGAGACACUGCUGGAGGAGAUCAAGGCCCUCCGAGAGCGGGUGCAAGCCCAAGAGGAGCGCAUUACUGCGUUGGAAAACAUGCUGUGUGAGGUGGUGGACGGCACGGACUAGCACAGCACACGUGCUGCGAAGCGCUGCACACUGCAGACCCAAUGGGGCAGGGCGCACUGACUGGCAGCACCGGCUUUUGGUGUGGGACUCCGCACCCUGCCUCCUGGGGUUGGAAUUAGGGGAGAGAUCAGAAAAGAAACCCCAUCUCCCACAGGAGGCCUGAACACACGGAUCUUAAGUGGCAGGAGGUCCCAGGACUUUGCAGGAUCAGGCCUCGGGGAGAGCCUGGGAUAAUGUGGCCUUAGCAGUGGUGCUUCAUGGUGAGGUGGUGUCCCUCUCUGUCCCUUACCCUGGGCAGGGGAAGUGCUUAGUACUAGCGUGAUGCCUGGGGAUACUGAGGGGCUUAGGCCUAACCUCAUAGGAUGGUGAUUCAACAGAUAUCCCCAAAAUCUCAGGAAACUUCCCACAUUUCUCCUAGUAAGCAGCACCCUGUUUCAGGCCCGGAAGAGCUUAACCUACUGGCUUCAACUGUCAGUCUAUGGCAGAGGGCUCUUCCUAUCUUCCCACUUACAGAGAGGGCAGCUUCUUGGAGACAAACAGACCCCUCCAGAGAAAUCUCAGGAGAACUGGCACAUGGAAGCAGGUUCAAAACACACACACACACACACACACACACACCCUCCAGCACUCUGCUGAAUCUUUUAAAAACACUGAGGCAUAACUAGUGAAAUAUUUCACUAAGUACGAGUCUGUACCUCCUGCACGGAAAGCCAAUAUGCUGCUCCCAUCCCCCAAGGCACCAUGAGGGAACCAGGCCUUGCCCAAACUAGGGGGCACCCCAGUCCCUUUUUGGAAGCCUGAGGAGACCUAGCAAAUGCCAGCUGGACUGAGGACCUACCGGGCAGCUUUUAUCCCAGGUCAUCCAUCUUUGCAUUGAGGUUCCCAAGACCCCACCCACCACCC
Grammomys surdaster is the source of this 2373-nucleotide messenger RNA. RefSeq names its product coronin 6 (gene Coro6). The record is from RefSeq and is a predicted model, not a curated record. The transcript has 11 exons. Lineage: Eukaryota; Metazoa; Chordata; Mammalia; Rodentia; Muridae. Bases 1 to 1470 code for a protein of 489 amino acids. Gene Ontology annotation, biological process: cell migration; actin filament organization. Gene Ontology annotation, molecular function: actin filament binding.